AUGGCGGACACAAGGGAAAAAGCGCUGCAAGACUACAGGAAAAAGCUCUUGGAACACAAAGAAGUGGACGGUCGUUUAAAAGAAUUGCGAGAGCAGCUAAGAGAGCAAACCAAACAGUACGAGAAGUCAGAAAAUGACCUGAAGGCUCUUCAAAGUGUCGGGCAGAUUGUUGGAGAGGUGCUCAAGCAGCUCACUGAGGAGAAAUUCAUUGUCAAGGCCACCAACGGGCCCCGAUACGUCGUUGGAUGUCGCAGACAGUUGGACAAGUCGCAGCUGAAGCCAGGCACCCGGGUGGCCCUGGACAUGACUACACUUACCAUAAUGAGGUACCUGCCCCGAGAGGUGGAUCCCCUGGUCUACAACAUGUCCCACGAGGACCCCGGCAGUGUAUCCUACUCGGAGAUCGGAGGGCUGUCUGAACAGAUUCGAGAGCUGAGAGAGGUGAUAGAACUCCCUCUUACCAACCCUGAGCUUUUCCAGAGGGUGGGCAUUAUUCCCCCUAAAGGCUGCCUGCUGUAUGGUCCUCCAGGCACGGGGAAGACUCUUCUUGCCAGGGCCGUGGCCAGUCAACUGGACUGUAACUUUCUAAAGGUCGUGUCCAGUUCUAUCGUGGACAAAUACAUCGGAGAGAGUGCUCGGCUCAUCAGAGAGAUGUUCAAUUACGCCAGGGACCACCAGCCAUGCAUCAUCUUUAUGGACGAGAUUGAUGCCAUCGGUGGCCGUCGUUUCUCUGAGGGAACUUCAGCUGACAGAGAGAUCCAGAGGACUCUGAUGGAGCUGUUGAACCAGAUGGACGGCUUCGACACACUACACAGAGUCAAGAUGAUCAUGGCCACCAACCGGCCGGACACCCUGGACCCGGCCCUGCUGCGGCCCGGCAGACUGGACCGCAAAAUCCACAUUGAGCUGCCCAAUGAACAGGCUCGUCUGGACAUUCUGAAGAUCCACUCCAGUCCCAUCACCAAGCAUGGAGAAAUAGAUUACGAAGCCAUCGUGAAGUUGUCGGAUGGUUUUAAUGGAGCCGACCUGAGAAAUGUGUGCACAGAAGCAGGGCUGUUUGCUAUCCGCGCCGACCGCGAGUACGUCACCCAGGAAGACUUCAUGAAAGCUGUGCGGAAGGUGGCCGACUCCAAGAAGCUGGAGUCCAAGCUGGACUACAAGCCUGUAUAA
This is a messenger RNA of Menidia menidia (Atlantic silverside), 1170 nucleotides long. The record is from the annotation of a GenBank genome assembly. Lineage: Eukaryota; Metazoa; Chordata; Actinopteri; Atheriniformes; Atherinopsidae.